UUUUUUUGAAGAUAUUCGGCGCAGGCUCUUCAAUGGGAACCGGUCCAUUAUCAGAGUUUAUGAGUUCAAUAGAAGUAUUUAUUUUUUGUAUGACUUAUUCUCAUGCACUUCGUAUUGGAAUGGAGCAUUCUAGUGGCGUUAUUGGAGCUGAAACUGUUGGGGUAAGGAAUAAAAUAGUUCCAGUACAAUCAGCAUUUCGAGCUUCACCUUCUGGGUAA
Molecule: messenger RNA, 218 nt
Organism: Meloidogyne enterolobii
Lineage: Eukaryota; Metazoa; Nematoda; Chromadorea; Rhabditida; Meloidogynidae
Source: the annotation of a GenBank genome assembly